AUGAACAGCGAUGAUGAAGCUGUUACUAUAGAUAUAGAGGCACAGAGUCCCCCUAAAUCGCCACCAAGAUCUCCAAAUACUAAGUCAAAUAAUUUAGAUCCAUUUAGUUUUUAUUCCAAAGGAAAUUCAAAUGUCGACACUCCAAAAACACCUCAAAAACAGAAAAAUUCUACAGAAAAGCAACCAAUUACACCUACAAAACAGAGUAAUGCUGAUGCCAAUUCAGUUCAUUCACGAGAUAUCGAAAUACCGAAUGAAGAUGAGGAUAAAAUCACGUUUGGAAUUGAAGCAAUCUUCAUGUUACUAGGUACUAAUGUUCUUUUUUCAUAUAAUACAUUCAUCAACGGUCUUGAUUUCUAUGAUACAUUAUUCCCAGGAAAAAAUGCGCCAACAAACAUUGCUAGAGCAUACAAUAUCACGGCUUCUCUAAUAUAUAUCUUCUCUCUUCCAUUUAUUGAACGUUUUACGCUUGUUACGCGCUUCUAUUUCUCAUCAAUUGGAAUAACGAUUAUGAUGUUCUUUACUUUCCUUUAUUCUAACAUCGGAACCCCUAUAUACGGAGUUAUAAUCGGCGCUGCUGUAUUUGCAGCCCUAUUUUCAGGCAUUCUUUUUGGAACAACAAUGGGAUUUGCUGGACUCUUUGGAGCAAACUGCAGUUCGGUAUGCACAGCAGGUCUUGCUUUGGGAGGAUUAGUUACAUCAAUAGUCAGAGUUCUCUCAAAACUAAUGGGAAAAGGAGAAGGAUGGUUUUACUUCGGUUUUACAGUUGUUUUUAAUACUUGUUCGGUAAUAGCGUUCAUAUUAUUCAAGAGAAGACCAAUUGCUAUAAGAAGAAUCAGCCAUUCUCAUACUUCAACAGAUUUCUUGGAUAGAAUGAAAAGAAUUAAAGGAGUUUUCCUUAAAAUAUGGCCAUUUGUACUUGAAGCAUGCUUGUGCAUGAUGAUUACAUUGACAUUGUUCCCUGGUUACGCAUGUUCAAUCAAAUCUAAACAUGGAUUAUCAAAAGAUUGGGUCACAACACUUGUUACUUCAUUUUAUAUGGUUGGAGAUUUCUUCGGUAGACUAUUUACAAGGUGGUGGGCAUGGCCAAGUGCUAAAUGGCUUUGGGUUCCCCACAUUUCUAGAUUAAUUUUCUUUGUUUUGUAUAUUAUACCUAUAGAAAGUGUCUUCUUAGAAGAUGAUAUCUUCAUAUAUUUCGUUACUCUCGCGCUGGCAUUGACUGGUGGCUUCUGGAUUGGUUUGUGCAUUACUUACACUGCAAAAGACGAAAAACUUGAGGAGGAUGAGGUUGAACUCGCCGUAUUUUGCACAAGCUUAGCAUUGAAUCUUGGUAUAUUCAUUGGAAGCUGGCUUACUUACGCAUUGCCAACACAUUAA
Messenger RNA from Trichomonas vaginalis G3, 1377 nucleotides. Its product is annotated as nucleoside transmembrane transporter protein. NCBI's taxonomy places the organism in Eukaryota, Parabasalia, Trichomonadida, Trichomonadidae. The coding region runs from base 1 to 1377 and encodes 458 amino acids. Gene Ontology annotation, biological process: nucleoside transmembrane transport. Gene Ontology annotation, cellular component: plasma membrane. Gene Ontology annotation, molecular function: nucleoside transmembrane transporter activity. The transcript has a single exon. The record is from RefSeq and is a predicted model, not a curated record.